This is a messenger RNA of Brenthis ino (lesser marbled fritillary), 222 nucleotides long. NCBI's taxonomy places the organism in Eukaryota, Metazoa, Arthropoda, Insecta, Lepidoptera, Nymphalidae. The record is from the annotation of a GenBank genome assembly.
AUGCGUGCACGUAUACUGGGCCAGUAUUCGUUGAGCUGUCGAACGAUGUUCUGCGGGUUGGGUGUUGCGUGGGGGGGAGGUCAGGUGAGACUGGUCAUGGAGGAAUUUCGGCUGCGACCCGGUUCCGGAAUGCAGCACACGCGCACGCGCAGUGCGUGGGGGGAAGGGGCGCUGCACCGAGUUGCGCAAAGUGCCGCGGCAACGGUCAACGGCGGCAUAGAG